This is a messenger RNA of Rhodotorula graminis WP1, 1437 nucleotides long. RefSeq lists its product as uncharacterized. NCBI's taxonomy places the organism in Eukaryota, Fungi, Basidiomycota, Microbotryomycetes, Sporidiobolales, Sporidiobolaceae. The transcript has 7 exons. Gene Ontology annotation, biological process: 'de novo' cotranslational protein folding; regulation of translational fidelity. Gene Ontology annotation, molecular function: ribosome binding; Hsp70 protein binding. Gene Ontology annotation, cellular component: cytosol. Bases 1 to 1374 code for a protein of 457 amino acids. The record is from RefSeq and is a predicted model, not a curated record.
AUGGCGUCGACUAUCCAGACUCUGAACGCGGCCCUGCCGCCGCUCACCAAGGGCUACACCGCCCCGAGCUUCUCCCCGAUCUCUGCUCCCUCCACCUCGGGCGCCGUCUACCCCGCCGGCCCGGCCUUCCACGCCCACGCCCGCCGCAUCCUGAACCAGCGCUCGUUCGCCGACGACGACCGCCACGAGAAGGAGCGUCUCGCCGCCAACGGCAACGGCGAGGUCGUCGAGGAGGACCUCGACGCCGACCUCGGCGGCGAGGAGGAGGACCUCGACCUCCUCGAGCUCGACCCGAAGAAGUGGAAGGAGCAGGACCACUACGCCGUUCUCGGUCUUCAGCACCUCCGCUACAACGCGACGCAGGAGCAGAUCAAGAAGGCUCACCGCCGCAAGGUCCUCCGUCACCACCCGGACAAGAAGGCCAACGCGACCAAGGGCGGCUCGAUGGACGACUCGUUUUUCAAGUGCAUCGCCAAGGCCAUGGAGGUCCUGUCGCACCCGGAGAAGCGCCGCCAGUUCGACUCGGUUGACGAGCAGGUGUCGGACGAGUUCCCGUCGCCGGCCGAGACGACCGCCGACAACUUCUACGAGCUGUGGGCGCCCGUCUUUGCGCGCGAGGGCCGCUUCUCGACCAAGCAGCCGGUGCCCUCCCUCGGCGGCCCCGACUCGACCAAGCAGGAGGUCGAGAGCUUCUACGACUUCUUCUACAACAUUGACUCGUGGCGCUCGUUCGAGUACGCCGACAAGGACGUCGCAGAGGGUGCCGACUCGCGUGACGAGAAGCGCCACCAGGAGAAGAAGAACAAGGCCGAGCGCGACCGCAAGAAGAAGGAGGACAACACGCGCCGCCGCACCCUCGUCGACCAGGGCCUCGCCCUCGACCCGCGCAUCAAGCAGUUCCGCGCCGCCGAGAAGGCCGCUCGCGAGGCCAAGCGUCGCGGUGGUGCCGGCGUCCCGGCGCAGCUCGACCCGGCCGAGAAGGCCGAGCAGGAGAAGAAGGCCAAGGAGCUCGCAGAGGCCGAGGCGGCUGCUGCCGCGGCCAAGGAGGCUGCCGACAAGGCCGACCGCGAGGUGCAGAAGAAGGCCAAGGCGGCCGCCGCCAAGGAGGUCAAGAAGAACAAGAAGGCCAUCUCGAACGCCGUCUCGACGCACAACUACUUCACCGUCGCCGGCACGUCGCCCGCCCCGGCGACGAUCGAGGCGUGCUUCGCCGAGCUCGACCUCCUCUUUGCCGCCAUGGAGCCAGAGGAGGUUGCCGCGCUUCGUGUCGCCAUUGACGGCAAGGGUGCCGACGAGACCAAGGCGGCGCUCGUCGCGGCGGCGCAGAAGGCCGAGCCCAAGGUCGGCGCCGGCAAGUUCAAGGAGCUCGCUUGAGAGACGCAGCCCGUUGUCGCCUUUAGACCACUGCAAUUAGAAGAGUCGCAGAGUGUCUUCUCG